ACAGCCAAUCAGGAGCCAGAUGUACGCUGGGGGCGUGCCCAACCGCCCCACGCUGCCAACCCCGCUUGAACCCGCGGGGUUUGCUUGCGCAAGCGCAGCGGGGAGGAGCCGAAGGGGACGCCGGGAGCAGAAAGCCAUGUUUCUGCCAGCAUCCCAUCCUUGUCACCUACUGUCAAGAAGAGAUUUUACCCAGCUUGGAAGCCAGCACCUCAGCACCUCAGCCUGUCAUGGUUUCCUGGAUGCUGGCAGAAGACAUGGGACUUGUGGUUCUGAGACAAAGGACUGUGUGUCAGCACAGCCAGCAGCAUGAGCUCCCCGUCUGUGCCGUUGCCUUUUGCCCCAUGAGUCCACAGCUGUGGAACCCUGAAUUUAGUUCUCCUUGUGCACACAUGUGAGAGAUUCCCAAGAGUACCUACAUAUGAAUGACAUUGCUGGCUUGAAAGGCCAAAUGAGACUGGUGGUGUAGCACACCAGAGCGGUAACGGUGCAGCCCCACUUCUCCACGUACACCCACACUCCUGAGUCGGUCGGUGUUCAUCUUCUGUACCUUGUCAGCUUUCUGCCUGUCAGAACAUCAGUGACUGUGGUUAAGCUGUCCAGGAUCACAGUGGGAAUUUCUGCACAUGGCUUCCGAAGAUGUGACCAUUACAGUUCGCCUCAUUCGUUCAUUUGAGCAUCGCAAUUUCAGACCUGUAGUAUAUCAUGGAGUUCAUUUGGACCAAACUGUAAAGGAUUUUAUAGUAUUUCUAAAGCAAGAUAUCCCUUUGAGGACCAGCCUUCCACCACCAUUCAGAAAUUAUAAAUAUGAUAAACUGAAGAUUGUUCAUCAAGCACAUAAAUCAAAGACAAAUGAACUUGUGUUGAGUUUGGAAGAUGAUGACAGACUCCUGUUAAAAGAAGAUAGCACCCUGAAAGCAGCUGGAAUCGCCAGUGAAACUGAAAUUGCAUUCUUCUGUGAAGAAGACUAUAAGAACUACAAAGCUAAUCCCAUUUCAUCCUGGUGAAAACCUCACAGAGCUUCCUUUUUUGCAUACUUGUAUUAAGCUCUUUAUUCCACUAGUGAGUUUCUGAAAUUGACAAAUAAACUUAAAAAAAUUAAUCCCAGCCUCUGCCGUUUGAGGUAAAA
Molecule: messenger RNA, 1126 nt
Organism: Cervus elaphus (red deer)
Lineage: Eukaryota; Metazoa; Chordata; Mammalia; Artiodactyla; Cervidae
Gene: C33H2orf76
Product: chromosome 33 C2orf76 homolog
Exons: 9
Coding region: 624-1004 (126 amino acids)
Source: RefSeq, a predicted model, not a curated record